This is a messenger RNA of Xiphophorus hellerii (green swordtail), 651 nucleotides long. Its product is annotated as integumentary mucin C.1-like. The transcript has a single exon. The record is from RefSeq and is a predicted model, not a curated record. Lineage: Eukaryota; Metazoa; Chordata; Actinopteri; Cyprinodontiformes; Poeciliidae. The annotation marks the transcript as partial.
ACCACAGCUGCUCCAACCACAACCACAGAGGCUCCAACCACAACCACAGCAGCAACAACUACAACCACAGCAGCUCCAACAACAUCCACAGCGGCUCCAACCACAAUCACAGCGGCUACAACCACAACCACAGUAGCUACAACCACAACCACAGCUGCUCCAACUACAACAACAGAGGCUCCAACCACAACCACAGCUGCUCCAACCACAACCACAGCAGCUACAACCACAACCACAGCAGCUACAACCACAACCACAGCUGCUCCAACGACAACCACAGCUGCUCCAACCACAACCACAGAGGCUCCAACCACAACCACAGUAGCUACAACCACAACAACAGCAGCAACAACUACAACCACAGCGGCUCCAACAACAACCACAGCGGCUCCAACUACAACCACAGCGGCUCCAACAACAACCACAGUAGCUACAACUACAACCACAGCUGCUCCAACCACAACCACAGCUGCUCCAACAACAACCACAGCUGCUCCAACCACAACCACAACUGCUCCAACCACAACCACAGCGGCUCCAACCACAACAACAGUAGCUACAACUACAACCACAGCUGCUCCAACCACAACAACAGCUGCUCCAACCACAACCACAGCAGCUACAACCACAACCACAGCGACUCCAACAACA